Molecule: messenger RNA, 924 nt
Organism: Colletotrichum aenigma
Lineage: Eukaryota; Fungi; Ascomycota; Sordariomycetes; Glomerellales; Glomerellaceae
Gene: mtfA
Product: C2H2 finger domain transcription factor mtfA
Exons: 2
Coding region: 1-924 (307 amino acids)
Biological process (GO): regulation of transcription by RNA polymerase II
Cellular component (GO): transcription regulator complex; PcG protein complex
Molecular function (GO): DNA-binding transcription factor activity, RNA polymerase II-specific; RNA polymerase II cis-regulatory region sequence-specific DNA binding
Source: RefSeq, a predicted model, not a curated record
AUGGCGAGCGCUUUAAUAUCGAACCCGUACGCUGCUCACCAAAGCGCACACUACGGCUACGUCCAACCGCCUCAACCUCCUCCUUCGCCCCCCAUGGACGAGACAUCAAAGCAGUGCUCUCUCCCCUCCAUCUCGAACCUGCUCGGCCUCGCGGACCAGGGCUCUCCCACAUCCGAGACUCACCCUCAAAUCCCCCAACAAGCUUCCUCCCAAAAGUCCGAGACGAGACCAAACUCCUCUCACUAUGGCAGCUCCGCGAUGCGAGGUCUCCCUCCCACGCCGCCCAUGAGCUCUGACGCCUCCUUCGACGGCUACAACUCGCCCUCGACAAGAUCCGUCAGCCAGCUCUCCGUCGUCUCCCAGCCCCAGAGCAACUACUACUACGAGUCAACGCCUCCCCUCGAGGCCGACGCCCACCGCCCCAUGGCUCCCGUCGUCUCGAGGGUCCCCGUCCAGGCCGCCUACGCCCAGCCUCAACCUUUCCCUCCCGCCUACAUGCCCGCCCAGAACCCCAUGGCGGCGUCCUACUACCCUCCCAUGCAGCCCACGCCUCCUCCCCAGGCCCAGAUCCAGGGCCUCUACUACCAGCGCCCUCUGCCCCAGCAGUUCCCUCCCAUGGCCGCCGUCCCCGUCGGCAUGGGUCCCAACCCGGGCGCCAACCCGUGGCAGCACCACCACUACAUCUCCCCCUCCUCCGCGGCGUCCUUCCCCCAGAGCCAGGACCGCUACAUCUGCCAGACCUGCAACAAGGCCUUCUCCCGCCCGUCGUCCCUCCGCAUCCACAGCCACUCCCACACCGGCGAGAAGCCCUUCAAGUGCCCGCACGCCGGCUGCGGCAAGGCCUUCAGCGUCCGCAGCAACAUGAAGCGUCACGAGCGCGGCUGCCACAACUUCGAGAGCGGCAGCAACGGCUCAUCAAUGUAA